Molecule: messenger RNA, 282 nt
Organism: Neurospora tetrasperma FGSC 2508
Lineage: Eukaryota; Fungi; Ascomycota; Sordariomycetes; Sordariales; Sordariaceae
Exons: 1
Coding region: 46-246 (66 amino acids)
Source: RefSeq, a predicted model, not a curated record
UUUCUUUUUUUUUCCCCCCCCAAAAAAAAGAAAAAUGUAAGAAAAAUGGGUAUUCGGGUUAUGCAUACCUGCACUUUCCUUGAGCAGGCAGUUUUGCACGUACGUCUUAGAGCCAGGCCAUUCAGAGAUAUCACUACGUCUGGUCUGACUGUGAAUCAAACUAUAAACGACACUCUGGGAGCUUUCCGGGGGCGUCCUUGUGAUUGGUUUCGACCAACCGGACGGAAGCAUGUAGUUAGCAACUGACCUGUCAUAUGAACUGUGUACAAAGGUUGUUGACGA